CACAUUUGAAUGGAAGAUUCUGAGAGUGCAUUCCGGCCACGGAUACUGUGCCGCCGGCGUUUAAUCGAUCUCCCCAAUCUUAAAUACUUCGACCAUACACAAGAGUCAAUUCUCAGAAGAGUCAGUCGUCAUUUUUCGAAGCACCAACACGAGACAGAAACACUUAGUCAGCUUCUUGUCGAACUCGCCUUGAGUCGUGUGACGGCCUCCACUGUGUGCGAGAGGCCCACACAAUCCGCCUUGAUGAUGACGUCGCUGACACGAUGAGUCAGCUGGGUCGACUGCCCGCAGAGGAAAAACAAGGGGAGAAAGACGAAAGCAUGGAGGUCCUACACACACAAUAAUGAGUGGACCUACCGUCUUGCUGAUCUCAAUGAUCUUGGCAGGAGGUUGUGAGGCCAUGGCCAGUCGAGGCAGGUCGCUCGCAGGCGACACAUUCGCCGAUGUACCUAUCACCAGCAUCAAAUCGCCUGCAUGCAAGCAUUCACACAGCAAACAGGCGAAUACAGCACCUGUGAAACGCUCAUCGGUUGAGCUGAUCUGCCGGCUUACAUCUCUGCGCUUCUCUGCGCGACUCCCAGAGAGCGUAAGAUGGGAUUGCCUCGCCAAACAGCACUGCGUCCGGUUUGAGGAUGCCGUCGCAUUUGGUGCACCUUGGGGGCAGGGCGGUGGGCGCAGUUGCAGGGUUAGUCAUGACGUCCUUGUUUAGAGGUGUCUUGUCCCGGCAGGACAUGCAGACGGAAUUCAUCAGAUUGCCAUGGAACUCCAGCACCUUGGAACUGCCUGAAACGUCACACAGCCAGACAAAGAGACAGACACACGUCACUCCUCUUUGUGUUGACUCACCCUACCCGCCUCUUGGUGCAGGCCGUCGAUGUUCUGUGUGAUGAUGGCGUGCAUACACCCAAGCUGCUCCAGCAUCGCCAGAGCCCUGUGAGCCGGAUUGGGCUUGGGGUCCACUUCUCUGCAGAAGUCGAGCAGCAGCCGCCACAGCUGGUCUGGGUGUUUGCGAAAACCCCAUAUCGUGGCGCAAAUGGACGGGUCGUACCUGCAGGCAGACAGACAGACACGAUGGAUGGAUGAAGCAGACACACACACACGGCAGAACAGACCAGACUGAGUGAUGCAGACACACACACACAAUGCUACCAUUCGUUGUCCCUCCUACUGACCUGCGCCAGAUGCCAUCGCGCGGGUCUCUGAAAGUCGGUAUGCCUGAUGGAGCCGACACGCCUGCACCGGUAAGAGCAACCACGUGCUUGGCCUUCACAAGCUCCUCAGCCAAAUCAUGGAACGAACUCACCUGCACACGCGUAAAGCAUGAGUCAACGCGAUUUGAGGUGAUGGGGAUGCUCACCUUCGUCUCCUUGCGGGAGAAAUGCGACAAAAGCUGCCCCAUUUCGUCCGGA
Vitrella brassicaformis is the source of this 1409-nucleotide messenger RNA. Lineage: Eukaryota; Vitrellaceae. The record is from the annotation of a GenBank genome assembly.